GCAGCGCGCACACACACGGGAAGACUCUCCGGUGCACGGGACCUCUUACUACCACAGUGACGCGCUGCAUGAUCAACACACACAGAUUUGUGAUAAUCUCGAGGCGAAGACGCAAUUUCAGCGACAUUCAGGGGAUUUUACUCGCGAGGUGAUUCCCGGACCGCUGAUCAUCUGUGUUGUCACCAAGGUGGAGAGAUGUGCCUGCAGGGGGGACGAGGCGUCUGGAAUUGAGCGCGGGAGAGAAAGGAUGACGACGAGGACGACGAGACAAUAAAGACGAAGUAGUUUUGGGGCCUGUGCAGACUUCCCGCCGCAGCAGUUGGAUGUCGACGCAGCCACGAUGACAAUGAAAGGCCUGUCCAGCAGCCGCAGUCACCAUCACACGGUGACAUGUGACCCCUCUUACGACUCCAUGACCCUGGGGCACUCGGAUCGCCGGCCCUACUUCCUCAACCCUGGCGAGGCACAUUCAGCCGACCACCCUUGCUACCCCCAGCGCAACUCCUUCCAGUCCGAGUGUAGCGCCUACCCUGAUCUGUCCAGUUGCACCUUCCCUCGUAGACAUUACAGCUCCCACCAUGAGCUCAAGGAGGAGUGCGGUGCCGUGGUGCCUUAUACAGGGCAAGCUGGAAGCGUUAAGGGAAGCGGAGGAAGCAACAGCCGCGUCUCCUCGAACCUGCUGGAGCAGUACGAGGGCCAGGCUCCGAUGCGGCACGAGGGCUACCACACACUGCAGUACAAGCGCACCGCGGUAGAACACCAACGCAGCGACAGCCCCGGUCGGAUCCGGCAUCUCGUCCACUCCGUCCAGAAGCUUUUCACCAAGUCCCACUCCCUGGAGGGGCCGUCGGGGGGAGGAGGGAGCGGGAGGAUGAACGGUAGCAAGUCCAGUCCCGACGAUCCUCCCUCGUCCUCCGGCACCCUGAAGCACAGCAAACGCAGCAAGAGCAAGGACCGCUCAAAGUCUGAGCCCAAGAUGCGCAGCGCCAUCUCAGGCUACUGGAGCUCAGACGACACGCUGGACCGGGAGAUGUGCCUCUACCACCAUCACCACGGGGGCACCAGUGGAGGCCUCCCCUCUGGGGUCAUGACUAUGGGGCGCCAUCCGGAUAAAUCUCAGUCGCAGUACUUCAUGGAGUCCUACAACACAAUCAGUGCCCACUCGCUCAAGACAUCGCGCAGCAACAACGACGUGAAGUGCUCCACGUGCUCCGGGGGCGGCGGCGGCGUCGGGCUGCCGCUGGUGAGCUCGCUGGACGGCCAGGUGCAGCUGAAGAAGAGCUCGUGGUCCUCUACGCUGACGGUGAGCAGAGCAAGAGAGGUCUACCAGAAAGCCUCAGUCAACCUAGAUAAAGCUCUAGUGAAAGCCGAGCAGGGACGCACCUGCCACUUCCUACAGGUGCCUCAGGAUGACUGGGGCAGCUUCUCUCCGCUGGCGAAGGAAGACGAGAUCCCGUGCCGGCGGAUGCGCAGCGGCAGCUACAUCAGAGCCAUGGCGGAGGAGGACAGCGGCGACUCGGACUGCAGCCCCAAGCCCUCGCCCAAGGUGCAGGCGCGGCGGGCGAGCUACCUGAAGGCCACGCAGCCGUCUCUCACGGAGAUGACCACGCUCCAGAUUUCCACGGAGCACUCGCCCAAGCUGCAGAUCCGGAGCCACAGCUAUCUGCGGGCGGUGAGUGAGGUUUCCAUCAAUAGGAGUCUGGACAGCUUGGACCCAGCAGGGCUGCUGGCCUCGCCUAAAUUCCGCUCGCGAAACGAGAGCUACAUGAGAGCCAUGAGCACCAUCAGCCAGGUGAGCGAGGUGGAGGUGAACGGGCAGAUCGAGGCGGUGUGCGAGUCGGUGUUCAGCGAGAUGGAGUCGCAGGCGGUGGACGCCCUGGACCUGCCCAUGGCCGGCUGCUUCCGCAUGCGGAGCCACAGCUACGUGCGUGCCAUAGAGAAGGGCUGCUCGCAGGAGGAGGAGGAGGCCCGGGCCGCGCUGGGCAACCGGAGGAGCCACUCGCCCCCCCGCACGACCACCACGGUCAGGACCAUCCAGAGCAGCACAGUGUCGUCAUGCAUCACCACUUACAAGAAGACGCCUCCCCCGGUCCCUCCACGCACCACCCCGUCCAAACCCUUCAUCUCCAUCACGGCCCAAAGCAGCACGGAGUCUGCGCAGGACGCCUACAUGGACGGGGGCUCGGGCCUGCGGACGGGCAUCAGCUCCCAGCCGGGCCUGUCCAAUUCCACGGAGAGCAUCGACAGCAUGAAGGCCCUGACGGCCGCCAUAGAGGCGGCUAACGCUCAGGUGCACGGCCCCGCCAGCCAGCACGUCACCAACAGCACCAUCACCAUCACCGCCACCGCCACCACCUCCGCCGUAGCACACGUCUCCGCAGACAGCAAGGCUCAGAGGGAAGCGCUCCGCAAGUGCCUCUCCAUAGGGAUCCAGGUGGACCCAGAGGAAGAGGGGCCCUCAGAGGAGCAGUCCAAGUUCCAGUCGAUAGGAAUUCAGGUGGAGGACGAGCGAUGUUACCGCAGGAUGACCCGGUCCAACAGUGUAACCACGGCCGUGCAGGCCGACCUCGACGACCCCGACGACGCCCCCGAGCUGCCACCUCGCCACUGUGCCACCAUGCCGCGCCAGCACUCCCGCGACAAUGCCAGCUCCACCGUCAGCAUCCAAGGCUCGGGCAACCACUACCACGCCUGCGCCGGGGACGACUACGGGGACGUGGGGUUCGACCCGUCCAUCCUGCCCCCCCCGGACCCCUGGAUGGACACCGUGGCCGAGCCUGAGGCGGACAAUUUGGAGGCCGUCGGCCGAUUUGUGUGCCCCCGCGACGGCCGCUGGUUCCUCAAGCUGCUGCAUGCGGAGACGGAGCGCAUGGAGGGCUGGUGUCGACAGAUGGAGCAGGACGAGAUGGAGAAUGAGCUGUCCGAUGAGAUCCUGGGGAAGAUCCGCAGUGCAGUGGGGAGUGCCCAGCUCCUGAUGUCCCAGAAGUUCCAGCAGUUCCGGGAGCUGUGUGAGGAGAAUCUGAACCCGAACGCACACCCGCGGCCCGUCUCCCAGGACCUGGCCGGUUUCUGGGACAUGCUCCAGCUGUCCAUCGAGAACAUCAGCCUGAAGUUUGAUGAGCUCCACCAGCUCAAAGCCAACAACUGGAAACCUCUGUCGCCCCCGGAAAUCCAGGAGAGAAGGAUGCCCCCUCCCGUGCCAAAGAAACCCCAGAAGGGCCACCCUCCCCUGGCUAGGGACCGCUCGCUGGAGAGCAAUGAGCGCCAGCGUCUGGAGGCUCGCAAACGCCUGCUAGCUGCCAAACGUGCUGCGUCGGUUCGGCAGAGCUCCGCCACCGAGAGCGCAGACAGUAUCGAGAUUUAUAUCCCAGAGGCUCAGACCAGACUAUGAGACAAUAACACACAGACACAGACACACUGUCCCACACACACAAUAGCACUGAAUGGUAAGGCUAGGGUGCUAACGUCACAUAAUCCUAUUAUUUGCGGACUAUCCAGAUCACUGUGGGGUCGUCAGUCAGGACGCAGGCAAAUGUACAUGUACAAUAUUUAUUUAUUUAUUUAUCUGCCCCCCCGUCCUCGAUUCCUCCUCCCAGCCUUGAUGUAGCACUCCCUCUUUCCUCCUGUACCUCCGCCCGAGCCCUUCACUCCCAAAGAGGUCUCUUUAUAGAUUCCUUUUCUUCUUUUUUUUCAAAGUGACCUGAUGUUACAUAAGUGAGCCAGGUGUAGCACAGCAGAAAUGCUUCACGUCAAUAUGUGUUACAGGGAAACGUGGAGGAAGCAUGCACGUCCACGAGGAGUGUGUGUGUGUUUGUAAACACAAGCAAACACACACAUAAGAGAGAUAUCACAUAUAGACUCAUAUUUUAUAUAUUUAUUAAGUUUAUUUUAUUCUUUUUUACAAAAUCCCAUGAUUCUGAUUCUGAAAAAAUAUAGUUUGGUUUUGUAUAGUGAGGGUAAACAUCAGGGCAGAGCAGAGCUGAAAAGAGCUGACAAGGCAAUUAUAGGGACACAGUUCACCAUCUGUCUGAAAAUGGGUCUUUUCCGGUGGCAGGAGGUCGACCCGGUAGGAAAGGUCAAGGGUCAAGUCGUGUUUCCCCCCCCCCCCCCUCCAGGUGAGGCGAAGGAGCGGAUUUUUCAAGC
This is a messenger RNA of Platichthys flesus (European flounder), 4143 nucleotides long. Its product is annotated as disks large-associated protein 1-like. Gene Ontology annotation, molecular function: molecular adaptor activity. Gene Ontology annotation, cellular component: postsynaptic specialization; glutamatergic synapse. The transcript has 12 exons. Gene Ontology annotation, biological process: signaling. Bases 341 to 3391 code for a protein of 1016 amino acids. The record is from RefSeq and is a predicted model, not a curated record. Lineage: Eukaryota; Metazoa; Chordata; Actinopteri; Pleuronectiformes; Pleuronectidae.